Messenger RNA from Desarmillaria tabescens, 465 nucleotides. Its product is annotated as acyl-CoA N-acyltransferase. The record is from RefSeq and is a predicted model, not a curated record. Gene Ontology annotation, biological process: N-terminal protein amino acid acetylation. The coding region runs from base 1 to 465 and encodes 154 amino acids. Gene Ontology annotation, cellular component: NatA complex. Lineage: Eukaryota; Fungi; Basidiomycota; Agaricomycetes; Agaricales; Physalacriaceae. The transcript is spliced from 6 exons. Gene Ontology annotation, molecular function: protein N-terminal-serine acetyltransferase activity; protein-N-terminal-glutamate acetyltransferase activity.
AUGAAUAUCCGUCUCGCGCGUAUCGAAGAUUGCAAUGGUAUGCAAGCCUGCAACCUUCAAAAUUUACCAGAAAACUACACCAUGAAAUAUUACCUAUACCAUAUCCUGACAUGGCCUUCUCUCUCCUACGUCGCAGAAGACAGUGAAGGUCGGGUGGUUGGAUACAUCCUUGCCAAAAUGGAAGAGGAAUUGGGAGAAGAAGAUGACCCCCACGGGCAUGUAACCUCAAUAUCUGUGCUACGAACGUAUCGAAGGCUAGGGUUGGCGAAAAAGCUGAUGGUGCAAUCUCAGGAAGCUAUGGCUGCUGUUUAUCACGCCUCUUAUGUCUCACUACACGUCCGAAAAUCGAACCGUGCUGCGUUGGGUCUGUACAGGGAUACACUGGGCUUCACCGUCAAAAAUAUCGAACACAAAUAUUACGCUGAUGGCGAAGACGCCUACGCCAUGCAGCUAUCCCUAAAAUGA